CGUGUCUACAGCGACGACAACCGACGACGUUCAGAAUCACAUUUCCUUCUGCAUUCUACACUGUUCUCUGGUUUCUAUCCCACAGGCCGUCGUUUGGGUAUCUCUUAGAGCUCCGUGCUCACCGUCACGAAUCCCGCAUACAACCCAUCACUCGAAAAACAUGCUGUCGCGUUGUAACAUGCUCGUCUUUGCCUUUGCUAUCUUCUGCUUAUUUAUUGGAACGACACGGGGCGCAGAGGAGAAGACGACGAAGAUGAAAGUUGGAGACAAGACGAUUGAACGGACAGUACAGUUACGCACGCAUUCAAUAUAUGCGCCGUACAUAGACCAAGAUCUACAGAAUAGGUGGUGGGACUUUGGCGCCGAUGCCUACAUUAAUACCAACAAACACAUACGACUGACACGCGACAAACCGUCACAAAUGGGAUACCUAUGGUCCCGUCUACCACUCACGACUGCGAAUUUUGUCAUCGAAAUUGAGUUCAAGGUCACGGGCGAGUCGAACAAUCUCUACGGCGACGGCUUGGCCAUCUGGCUAACGAAGGAACGUGCUGAGCCAGGACCGGUGUUUGGAAGCAAAGAUAGCUUUACCGGCCUCGGAUUGUUCUUGGACACGUACGCUAAUUCACGCCACCCAUAUGCCUUUCCUCGGAUCACUGGAAUGAUUGGCGAUGGCAAGACCCAGUAUGACUUUGGAAAAGACGGAGAUAAACAAGGCAUCGGUGCAUGCUCUUUGAACUUCCGUCGAACAAACGUGGCGACCAAAAUCAAGAUCACAUACAUCAAGGAUACUCUAUUGGAUGUUAAAUUGCAAUAUAAAGCAUGGGACGACUGGACAGACUGCUUCCGCGCCGACGGCAUCUCGUUACCCACCGCUCCCUUCCUCGGGAUGAGCGCGAUGACUGGAGACGUAUCAGAUAACCACGACAUCAUCAGCGUCUCAACGCACUCCGCUAUAAUCUCCCACGGAGAUCUCCCCUUCACAGAGAGUGCGAAAAAACGGUCCAGCAAGAGCACCGGGUCCUGGACGUGGUUCUUCUUCAAGAUGCUCUUGUUUGCCGGGGUGGGCUUUGGAGGGUAUUACGGGUACCAGGAGUACCGGAGGAGGAGUAGAUAUUCUGGGAUGGGGAACUUUGGUGGAGGACGUCCGAGUGGGUUCUCGGGAUUCGGCGGUGCAGGGGGGAUGUAUUCGAGUGGCAAACGUCUGUAGGCGAGGGAGGGUUGGUGGUAACUUAUGACGCCUGGGUAAUCUAUUACACACCCUCAAGUACGAGUAUCAUAAAUGCAGGGACUCAUUUUUAUCUUGGGCGGAAAAUGCGAUCUAUUCCUUCUACAUG
Molecule: messenger RNA, 1337 nt
Organism: Desarmillaria tabescens
Lineage: Eukaryota; Fungi; Basidiomycota; Agaricomycetes; Agaricales; Physalacriaceae
Product: concanavalin A-like lectin/glucanase
Exons: 11
Coding region: 161-1210 (349 amino acids)
Biological process (GO): endoplasmic reticulum to Golgi vesicle-mediated transport
Cellular component (GO): endoplasmic reticulum-Golgi intermediate compartment; COPII-coated ER to Golgi transport vesicle; Golgi membrane
Molecular function (GO): D-mannose binding
Source: RefSeq, a predicted model, not a curated record